This is a messenger RNA of Teleopsis dalmanni, 4563 nucleotides long. It is a transcript of the gene snama, whose product is annotated as E3 ubiquitin-protein ligase RBBP6. The record is from RefSeq and is a predicted model, not a curated record. Gene Ontology annotation, cellular component: nucleus. Gene Ontology annotation, molecular function: zinc ion binding; nucleic acid binding; ubiquitin protein ligase activity. Gene Ontology annotation, biological process: protein ubiquitination; mRNA processing; ubiquitin-dependent protein catabolic process. NCBI's taxonomy places the organism in Eukaryota, Metazoa, Arthropoda, Insecta, Diptera, Diopsidae. Bases 154 to 4371 code for a protein of 1405 amino acids. The transcript is spliced from 13 exons.
UCGCUUACAGCCAAAAACGUUUGAGUACACACAUUGAAAAUGAAAUAAGAUGCCAUGAAACGUUUGCCUUUUUAUUUUCUUUUAUCGGAUUGAAGAUGGUUUUGAAGAUUUUAAGUGCUCAAUAAACGUGAAAAAAACUAUAUAAUUGUAAAUAUGUCUGUGCACUAUAAAUUCAAAAGUACUCGAGACUUUGAUACAAUUACGUUUGAUGGAUUGCACAUUUCUGUGGGUGAUCUUAAAAAAGCAAUUAUACAUCAAAAGCGUUUAGGCAAAGUUACCGAUUUUGAUUUGCAAAUUACGAAUGCACAAACAAAAGAAGAAUAUGCCGAUGAUUCUGUACUUAUUCCCAAAAAUACGUCACUAGUGAUAGCGCGGAUUCCAUUAACUAAUGCUCAGAAAAAAUCAACUCAUCUAUAUACAGAAGCAGUUUUGCCCAAUAUUACAACUAAAGUAGAUGGCACCUCAUUAGAUUUGUCAAAAAUGACUGGAACCGAAGAAGAAAAAAUCCAAGAAAUGAUACAUCAAAGUACUGUUGAUUAUGAUCCGAAAAGUUACCAAAAAGUUCGAGGGCAAAACAUGAAUUCAGAAGUUCCUGCGUCAUACCGAUGUAAUAAGUGUAAAAAAGGAGGACAUUGGAUUAAAAAUUGUCCACUGAAUUCAAAUAAGGAACAUAUGGAGGUAGCUGUUAAGCGAAAUACUGGCAUACCAAAAUCUUUUCGCAACAAGGAGGAGAAAGCAAUAGAAGUUGAAGUGGAACCAAAAGUUACGGAGAAAAUCACACAUAUUCCAGAUGAUCUGAUAUGCAGUAUAUGUAAUGACAUAUUUGUGGACGCAGUUAUGAUACCAUGUUGUGGAAGUUCAUUUUGUGAUGAUUGUGUUCGCAGUGCUCUAUUAGAAUCCGAAGAUAACGAGUGUCCUGAUUGCAAAGAGAGAGGUUCUUCACCAGGUUCAUUGAUUCCGAAUCGAUUUUUGCGAAACUCGGUAAAUGCGUUUAAGAAUGAAUCUGGGUAUAAGGAUCCCGGAUCCAAAAAGUCAGUGAAAAAUAUUCCAGAACCUGUGAAAUCAAAUUCUCCGCCUCCAAAAUCUCCUGAGAAAGAAGAAACUGAUGAGCUCAUUAUUAAUAAAUCACCAGAUAGCAUAGAAACCCAUGACCCAACACCAGAGCAAAAUAAAGAGAAAGAAAUUUCAAAAGAAUUUACCAAGGAAUGUCAUGAUGAAGGAGAAUCGGAUUAUGAUGAUAAUAUAACUGUUACAAUGCCAACAAAUAAAAUGGAGAGUAAUUAUGUAAAAUUAGUUGAUCGUAAGGACCGUAGUCAGCGUAGUACUAGAACGCCGGAAAGUUCCAACAUUAAACAUUUACAGCCAUCCUAUAGCGAUUCACACAGAGAUGAAAAACAUUCAGAUUCUAACUCAUAUAAUCAUGCAGAGAGAAGAACAAAUACGCCUGGAGUAGAGAGUUAUAAGUAUGAAAAUGGUAGUCACAAUAAACAAACAAGUACACAUAAAUCGCAGGGAAAUAUAAUACAAAGUUAUGCUUACUCUAAGAAACCAGAGUAUUCAAUGCGAUCAAACAAUAUGACGGACAGGUAUCCGGGACCUCCUCACAGACUAAAUGCUUAUCAUCAAGUACCAACACAACCACCUCUUAUGAAUCCAGUAAUGGAACAAAUGGGUCCGUAUAAUAACAUGUAUAAUCAAAUGGGAGUACGUUCUGAUGCCCGUUAUCCUCAAUAUGGAAGACCAAUGUAUCCCAAUGUGAAUCCUAUGUGUAUGCCUAUUAGAAAUGAUGCUGAAAAUAUGCAGCACUCCGCGCCGUUAAUGAAUUUAGCUUCUGUAUACCAAGGAGUAGCUGCAAAAGUGGGUCCAGGAAUUAUUGAUGAUCCAUUGGAAGCUUUUAAUAGAAUAAUGAAAGAAAAAGAAAAAAGGAAACAAGAUAAUAGAAUGAUGGAUUUUAGACGGUCACGAUCUAUUGAACACCAACAUAAAGAUCAUCGUUUAUCGCCAUAUGAUCGUAAAGGGCGACAGCCUAUGCGAGAGAAAAGAGAACACUCGCGUGAUCAAGACCGUAGAUAUAAUAGAGUUAGAGAAAAGGAUACACGAUAUAGUCGGAGACGUUCAUACUCUUAUAGUGAUAGAAAUACAAGAUCCAGAUCUAAUUCAAGCCCAUCAUAUAAACGAAGAAAUGCUUCACCGAUGAAUAAACGAAGUUCACGUGAACGUGCAUAUGCUGAAGAAAAAUUCUUAAAGGGUGUUAGAAAUCGAUUACCCAGCAGAGAUGAUGAAUAUCGUCACAACAAUGCUAAGCAACAUUUUAGGAGAAGUCGUAGUCGUGAACGCUCCUAUAAUUACCAGCAUUCAAAACGGACUUCUAAUAAUCGCACAUCGCAAAAUAACACAAAAUCUGAUAAAUAUGUAAAGAGUGGUGUAUUAAGGCCCCUACACGAACGAUUAUCUAUGAGUCCGGAAUUUAAGAGGGAUAAUUCGUCACAUAAACUGGCGGAUAUGUUUCAAAACAGUUCGUUUGAAAGCAAUGAACCACCACCACCGGGUUUCGAACCACCAUCGCCUCUAUAUAAUAACGCAAAAUCGUAUGCUAAUCCAAACCUAAAUGACAGAACACCAGAACUACAGAAUGAUGAUAACUUACCUGAUUACAGAAAACAAGAUAUUCAUAUCUCCAAAAAGAGAAGGCAUUCACGCAGUCAAACACCCAAAACAAAUCUGUUUCGAAAAGUAGACGAGAAAGAGAAAACAGAUUUGAAAGAUGAAAUUGAUUCAAAAAAAACAAGAAAAGUAGAUGAUAGUUCCGAACAACUGAAAGGUAAAGAAGAAAAGGUAUUGGAAACAAAUAAAGGUCAUGAUAAUGUUCAUACUAUUGACAAAAAAGAAGUAUCAAAGUCUCACUCGCCAAAUCGUGACAUAAAAAAGGAAAAUUCUGAAACAAAUCAGUUAACUUUCCGUGAUGAAAAAACUGCUAAAUAUUUUGAAAAAGUAGAUGCAAAAAUUGAGGAAAAGGUCAAAGAAAAAAAGAAAAAGAAGAAGGAGAAAGGUCUUCGAAAAAAAUUAAAAAAAGAUAAAAAAUUUGAUGUAAAAAAGAAAGGUCAAAGAAAGUCUGUAAAUGAUUCUGAUUCUCAACAUGAUAAUUCUGGUUCAGAAAAAGAUGAAAAAUCUAAUAAUGAACGUGCAACAUUUUCACCGAUAAACAAUAAUUUACAACAAAAUAAACAGCUGGAACAAAUGAAUGAAACUGAAAAUAAAUUAAAGCAAGAUAAUAUUUCAAAAGAAAAAUAUGAUCAAAUUAAUCUCGAUAGGCAAAUAAUUGAGAGUGCUGUGGAAAAAGUACAUAAUAGCAAAGAACAAGUAGAAAGAUCAUUUUCACCGGAAAUUUCAAAGUUAGAUAAACAUAUAAGCCAUAAGGCCAGUACAGAUUUUGGAAAGACUAGUAGCUCUAUAAGAUCGUCUCCGAAGGAAUCGAUUAAAUUUAGUAACUCCAAAAGUGAAUUACAAAAUUUUCAAAUUACAGUACCAAAGAGCCAUGAUGGACGAUCCAUUGAUAUUAAAGAUGAAAAGAAAAUUAGAUCUUAUUCUCCAACUAUUAAAAAACCAAUUAUGGAAAGACUUGGUGAUAAAGUUACAGAAGAUAAGAGUGGUAGAAGUGCUACUAUAAUAAGAGUAAGUUAUUCAAAGGACAAAAAUUAUGAUAGAAUGAAAAAUGAAAAUUAUAGAGAUAGAUCAACUAAAAAGGAUCAAAGAAAUACUAUAAAUGAUAAAUUUAAAGAAAGAGAUAAUUUAGAUAAAUAUAAGGAGAGGGAUGCUAUAGAUAAGAAUAAAGAAAGAGAUAACUUGAGAGAUAAAGAAAGAGAUAACCUGAGAGAUAAAGAAAGAGAUAACGUGAGAGAUAAAGAAAGAGAUGUGCGCUAUCAUUCAAAUAAUUAUUCGGAAAGAGAAAGAUUAAAGUCUUCAGUAAAUGAAGUUGAUAAACGAUUUAAUAAUAGAAAAGAUACUGACGAUUGCAAAAGAUUUUAUGAUAAAUAUGACAGUAGGAAUUCUAAUCGUAAUGAAAAGAAAGAAGUAAAAUAUGAGAAUCCUUUUGCAACAAAAAAUAGAGAUUAUAAUAGAGACAGAAGAGAUUACUCUACAAAAUUUGAUAGAAAUAAUAAAAUGCAAAUACAAUUAGAGGAUUUAGACCAAACAAAAGGUUCUUGUUCAGGUUCUGAUUCUGAUGAAAGAAGGAAACGAAAACAUAAAACAAAAAAAGAUAAAAGUCGGCGUACAUCAUCGUCCGAAUCAACAUCAAGUGAAAGAAAGAAGAAUAUAAAAGUUAAAAAGCGAAGUAAGUCAGCGAAAAAAAAGAAAAAAAGCAAGAAAUAAGGAUCUAACGUUGAAAGAAAAUAAUUAUAUUUACAAAUUGUAAAUUUUGCUCCUUUAUAUAUGAUAUUUAUAAGAAAUUUAAUCGAAGUAGAAAUACAGCAAAAAAGAAAAAUGUAAUUAGAAAUAUAACUGUAUUAAAAAAAUGCGUUUGUAUUUUUAAAAUAUGUCAAUAUCAAGAAUAAAUACAUAAUG